AUGGUGCAGCAGUAUGUCAGAGGUCAGGUGCUGCGAUUACUUGGUGGUGUUCUAUUACCUGAUACUUCAUCGAACAAGAUGAAGUUGAUGUUUUUGCUAUUAUUGAAAGAUUUAGAGUUCGUUCGUAGGCUUAGUUGGGGCAGUGCAAACCAAAUCGCCGACUAUCCCAUUCCCCUCUGUCGCUCUUUUUUGAAGGACGAGAAGAUAGAAGAGAAGGUGCUCCGCAAUCUUUCCACGGCUCUUGCUUACUCUCUGCCACGCUUGCCUCUGGCUCGCCCCAGUUCAAAUUCCACUUCCGUUUUUUGGUCGCCAUCGAUGCCUAUAAAUCGUCUCUCGUUCCCUCUCUAUUCUUCUCAUCCCCCUCUUCCUCCCUUCCAGGCCAACCCCUUCUCCACCUGCCGAGGAGGUCAGCACAGAGCAAGGGCAGAGAUGCAUGAAUCUGAAAGUGCUUUGGCUGUAGAUGCUUUCGCAAAUGUCAAGCAUGUGCUUCUUCCAGUUACUGAUCGGAAUCCUUACCUUUCAGAGGGAACAAGACAGGCUGCAGCAACCACCACUGCUCUGGCUAAAAAGUAUGGAGCGGACAUCACAGUUGUCGUUAUUGAUGAUAAGCCGAAAGAGUCAAUCCCGGAGCAUGACACUCAACUCUCUAGUAUCAGAUUGCACCUUUCAGAAGGUGGUUUUAAGGAAUUUGAGUUGAUGGAGCAGCUUGGAGAAGGAAAGAUGCCAACUGCUAUUAUAGGUGAGGUUGCUGAUGACUUGAACUUGGAUCUUGUAGUCUUAAGCAUGGAAGCAAUCCAUUCAAAGCAUGUUGAUGGAAAUUUGUUGGCCGAGUUCAUCCCCUGUCCUGUGUUGCUUUUGCCUCUCUAACAUAUCUGAUAGGAGAUAUAUUGUUGUAAAUUUGGUGUUUUGUAGUGGAGCUGCACUUUGUGAUUAUUGCCAAGACUGUUAUCCUAUCUCUGCUCUUCCUA
Molecule: messenger RNA, 968 nt
Organism: Elaeis guineensis (African oil palm)
Lineage: Eukaryota; Viridiplantae; Streptophyta; Magnoliopsida; Arecales; Arecaceae
Source: RefSeq, a predicted model, not a curated record